Molecule: messenger RNA, 2357 nt
Organism: Selaginella moellendorffii
Lineage: Eukaryota; Viridiplantae; Streptophyta; Lycopodiopsida; Selaginellales; Selaginellaceae
Product: pre-mRNA-splicing factor CWC22 homolog
Exons: 8
Coding region: 16-2130 (704 amino acids)
Biological process (GO): mRNA splicing, via spliceosome
Cellular component (GO): catalytic step 2 spliceosome
Molecular function (GO): protein binding; RNA binding
Source: RefSeq, a predicted model, not a curated record
CUUGGGAGUGGAGCAAUGGCUGCGGCAGUGGCGGUACCGGCAUCUGACAGGUAUGGCGGCGAUCUAAACCAUGGCGCCAGAGAGGAGCGCAGGGAAGACUAUGAUGAGCGCCGCAGCAAACGCAAGGGCCGUGAUGAAGAUGGAGACAGAGGUCGGAGAUCGAGCGAUCAAGAUAAGAGGCGCCGCGACGACGCCAGGGACGAAGAUCGCUGGCGGGGGCGAGACGAAGAUGCCAGCAGACGGGAAGAUUCUAGCAGGCGAGGGCGAGACGAAGAUUCUAGCAGAAGGGGGCGAGGCGAGGAUUCUAGCAGAAGGGGGCGAGACGAAGAUGCUAGCAAGCGGCGAGACGACGAUGCCAAAGAGGAGAAGAUUGUGCUUCCUGCGGGUAGGAGUGGAGGGACAUAUAUUCCUCCUUUCAAGCUCGCCCAGAUGAUGAGGGAUGUGAAAGACAAGACGAGCGUGGAGUACCAGAGGAUGGCCUGGGAUGCUCUGCGCAAGAGUAUCAAUGGUCUCGUGAACAAGGUGAACACUUCCAACAUCCGGAACAUCCUCAAGGAGCUCAUUGCCGAGAACUUGAUCCGGGGGAGAGGAUUGUUUGCGAGAUCGUGCAUGAAGUCGCAGAUGGCCUCGCCUGCUUUCACACACGUGUUUGCCGGCCUUGUUGCUGUGAUCAACACCAAGUUUCCAGCUCUUGGAGGAUUGCUGCUGACAAGAAUCAUCCUACAGUUUCGCAGGGCCUUCAAAAGAAAUGACAAGCCCGUUUUACUCGCAGUGACAAAGUUCCUGGCGCAUCUUGUUAAUCAACGAGUUGCCCAUGAAGUGAUUGCACUUGAGUUGCUAAUGCUCCUGCUGGAAAAUCCUACAGAUGAUAGUAUAGAGGUGGCUGUUGGAUUUCUCAAGGAGUGUGGAGCGUAUUUGCUGGAGAUUUCUCCCAAGUGCUUUCAGAUGAUUUUCGAUCGGUUCCGAGCUGUUCUUCACGAGGGAGAGAUCGACAAACGUGUUCAAUUCAUGAUCGAGGGAGUUUUUGCUUUACGAAAAUCGAACUUUCAGGGACAUCCAGCAAUAAUCUCAGAAUUGGAUCUUGUUGAAGAAGGUGACCAGGAAACACAUCAGAUUUCCCUUCUAGACAAGGACCUGGAUCCAGAAAGUCGCCUUGACAUCUUUGCUCCGGAUCCUGAUUACUUGGAGAAUGAGAAGAAAUACGAGACCAUUAAGAACAGCAUUCUCGGUGACGAAAAAGAGGAAAAGGAUGGGUCAGCCUCUGGUUCCGAAGAGGAGGACGAUGAAGACGAGGGCGAAGAAGAAGAAGAUGAAGAUGAUCCUUCGCAGAGCAUCCAAGACCUCACAGAAACAAACUUGGUGAACCUCAGGCGUACCAUAUAUCUAACGAUCAUGUCAAGUGUCGAUUUUGAAGAGGCUGGCCAUAAGCUUUUAAAGAUAAAGCUGGAACCAGGCCAAGAGAAAGAACUGUGUAUCAUGCUUUUAGAAUGCUGCAGCCAAGAACGGACGUACCUGAGAUACUAUGGGCUUUUGGGCCAGCGAUUUUGCAUGAUCAACCAAGUGUUCCAGCAACAUUUUGACGAGUGCUUCCUCGGCCAGUACACAACAAUACACAGGCUAGAAACGAACAAGCUCAGGAACGUGGCCAAGUUCUUUGCGCAUUUGCUAGGGACGGACGCUCUUCCAUGGACAACUCUCGAGUACAUCAACUUGACCGAGGAGGCGACGACAUCAUCGUCUCGUAUCUUCAUCAAGAUCCUGUUCCAGGAGCUUUCGGAGCAUCUGGGACUGCAAAAGCUGAACGAACGCCUCACAGACCCAGACGAGCAGAUGCAGAGAAACGUGGGCGGCAUCUUCCCGCGGGACAACCCGAAGAACACACGCUUCGCCAUCAACUUCUUCACUUCCAUCGGUCUGGGUGGUCUCACGGACAGCUUGCGAGAGUACCUCAAAAACAUGCCCCGGUUCAUCAUGGAGCAGCAGAAGCCGGUGGAGAGCAGCGACGACGAAAGCUCAGACAGCGAGAGCUCGUUGUCGGAACCAUCAUCUUCGUCUUCAAGCGAAUCCGAGUCCGAGUCCGACUCCGACAGCAGCGGCGACGAGAGGAGUAAAAAGAGGAGGAAGAAGUAGCAAAACAAUGGCAGGACAAGCUCGGCGCUCUCGAAGAACACUCCAACGUUUUGACACACUGUAAGUGGCGGAAGUGCUCAUCGUUUGCUUUCUAAUCGAGAUUGUGUGCCAGGAACUCUAAAGCUUUGCUUGUAAAACAGGAACUCUAGAACUCGACUGUCUUGUAAACUCACUAUUGAGGUAUCCAAAAGAAUUUUAUCAAAAUAUCCAACGUGGAUAUUCUAGCA